AACUCCUAGGGAAGGAAGAAGGAGAGAGUAAAGAAAAUUAGAAGCUAAGAUUCUUUGUAAUGACUUCAGGUAGUGAGUGGUAUGUUUGUGAGUGAGUGUGUAUUUGAGAGGAUUUGGCUUAUGCUCAGGUGUCCCUCUUCUAGUAUCAGCGAGGGGAGGGGCUAUUGAAGAAAGAAAAAAAGAAAAAGAAAGAAACCUGAGCUCUCUGGAAGAAAUUCAUAGGAACCCAGAGAAACGAACUUCAUUCUGCAAGGACUGAACUAGAGCAAGGAGAGAGAGAGGUCAAGGGAGAAGGGUGAGGGAAACACAUACAGUGGGUGAGGUACAGAGGCCACCCUGGCCCAGCACCCAGUGCAGGUAGCCAGAAGAGGUUCUCUUUUGGGGCUGCUUGAAAAAGUUUGGUCCGUGAACAGAACAGUUUGCCCGGUGACUGUGAAUCCACUGCUAGCUGUCUCUUUCUCUUCUCUCCAUCACCCUGGUGUGGUACCCAGAAGUUGACUUCUGGUUCUGUAUAAAGAGCCAGCGGAGGUAUGAUGUGCUUAAAGAUUCUGAGCAUAAGCCUGGUGAUUCUGGCUGGGUGGGCGCUCAGUACCGUCAGCUGUGAGCUGGGCUGGACACGCAAGAGAUCCUUGGCUCAAAGAGGACACCUGAGUCAGGUGCUGUUGGAAGGAGAACGCUGUUGGCUGGGGGCCGAGGUUAGAAGACGCAGAGCUGCUCCUCGGCGUCACCUCUUUGGGGUCUACCCCAGCAGACCUGGGAACUACCCGAGGCCCUACCCUGCGGCGGGUCAAGGAACGUACCAUGCAGGGCGCAGUAAGCCAGACGCCGAGGGAAUGGCUGUGAGCUCUGUUCCCCCACACCUGACUGGAAGUGCAGGAGUGACAAGUGAGGCUGAGCGGCCAGCUGCCCUGUGGGUAGGGGAUGGUCCUACUGGGCAGUCGGAGCUACUGGGAGAUGAUGACACUUAUCUUGGCGAUCAAGGUUCCAAGGAGCCUCUACGUGAGGCUGGGACUCAAGAACACGGAGCCUUGGCUGCCACCAAGAUCACCACCUUCCCACGCCAGAAGGAACCCGGACCAGAGACCCAAAGGAAGGGCCGGACCAAGACCAGGCGUCGUCGCCAGGUGGCGAAGGGGCAGGCAGGAGGUGUGCAGGGGGACCCCAAUGUUGCUCCCCGGCACUUCCAACCUUGGUCUAAGCAUCCCCUUAUGCACGGGGUCAGAACCAGCUCUUCGGAGGGCAGCAUCCAGAAUGGUGGAGGGGACCCCGACUGGGAAGCAGAGACCUUUAGCCCCCAAGGAGGAUUGCCUGUCUUGUACUUCUCUGGGAGGCGGGAGCAGCUGCUGCUACGUCCAGAAGUGCUGGCUGACAUUCCCCGGGAGGCGUUCACAGUGGAAGCCUGGGUGAAACCGGAGGGAGGACAGAACAGCCCAGCCAUCAUUGCAGGUGUGUUUGAUAACUGCUCCCACACUAUCAGUGACAAGGGCUGGGCCCUGGGGAUCCGCUCAGGGAAGGAUGUGGGAAGGCGAGAUGCUCGCUUCUUCUUCUCUCUUCGCACCGACCGCGUGAAGAAAGCCACCGUUAUGAUGGGUCACAGUCGCUAUCAACCAGGCAAGUGGACGCACGUGGCAGCCACUUACGACGGACAGCGCAUGGCCCUGUAUGUCGAUGGCACUCAGGUGGCUAGUAGUCCAGAUCAGUCUGGUCCCCUGAACAGCCCCUUCAUGGCAUCUUGUCGCUCUUUGUUCCUGGGUGGGGAUAGCUCCGAGGACGGGCACUAUUUCCGUGGACACGUGGGCACACUGGUCUUCUGGUCGACGGCCCUCCCACAAAGCCACCUCCAGCACAGUCCUCAGCAGCCAAGCGAGGUGGAGGAUUUGACCACCCUGCUACUGACAGCCAGUUUUGAGCCCUUGGAAGAACAGUGGGCCCCCUUUAGAGAUGGGAAGUACCCACGGCUUGAGGUCCUCCAGGGCUUUGAGCCAGAGCCUGAGAUUCUGUCACCUUUGCAGCCCCCGCUCUGUGGGCAAACAGCUUGUGACAAUGUGGAACUGAUUUCCCAGUACAGCUGGCACUGGCCCCUUCGGGGAGAGAAGGUGAUCCGCUACCAGGUAGUAAACAUCUGUGACAAUGAGGGCCUGAACCCCACCGUGAGUGAGGAGCAGAUCAGUCGGCAGCAUGAAGUGCUCAAUGAAGCCUUCAGCCGCUACAACAUCAGCUGGCAGCUGAACAUCCACCGGGUCCACAACUCCACCCUGCGCCACCGCGUUGUGCUCGUGAACUGUGAGCCCAGCAAGAUUGGCAACGACCACUGUGACCCUGAGUGUGAGCACCCACUCACAGGCUACGACGGGGGCGACUGCCGCCUGCAGGGCCGGUGCUACUCCUGGAACCGCAGGGAUGGGAUCUGCCACGUGGAGUGCAACAACAUGCUGAACGACUUUGACGAUGGUGACUGCUGUGACCCGGAGGGGGCUGACGUGCACAAGACCUGCUUCGACCCUGACUCACCUAGGAGGGCGUACAUGAGUGUGAAGGAGCUGAAAGAGGCACUGCAGCUCAACAGCACUCACUUCCUCAAUGUCUACUUUGCCAGCUCAGUACGGGAAGACCUUGCAGGUGCUGCCACCUGGCCUUGGGACAAGGAAGCCAUCAGUCACCUGGGUGGUGUUGUCCUCAACCCAGCCUAUUAUGGCAUGCCUGGCCACACCAACAUCAUGAUCCACGAGGUGGGGCAUGUCCUGGGACUCUACCAUGUCUUCAAAGGGGUCAGUGAAAGAGAAUCCUGUGACGACCCCUGCAGGGAGACGGUGCCGUCCAUGGAUACAGGAGACCUCUGUGCCGACACUGCCCCCACUCCCAAGAGUAAGCUGUGCCAGGACCCAGAGCCUAUCAAUGACACCUGUGGCUUCACCCACUUCCCAGGGGCUCCAUUCAGCAACUACAUGAGUUAUACAGAUGACGACUGCACUGACAGCUUCACCCCUAACCAAGUGGCCCGAAUGCACUGCUAUUUGGACCUUGUAUAUCAGCAAUGGAGUCAAAGCCGAAAGCCCACCCCCAUUCCCAUCCCACCCAUGGUCAUCGGGCAGACCCCCCUGUCCCUCACUAUCCACUGGCUGCCUCCAAUUAGUGGAGUUGUGUAUGACAGGGUCCCGGGCAGCGUGUGUGGUGCCUGCACUGAAGAUGGGACGUUCCGUCAGUACGUGCACACGGCUUCCUCCCGGCGCGUGUGUGACUCCUCGGGUUACUGGACCCCAGAGGAGGCUGUGGGGCCUCCAGACGUGGAUCAACCUUGUGAGCCAAGCUUGCAGGCCUGGAGUCCUGAGCUCCACCUGUACCACAUGAACAUGACGGUCCCCUGCCCUGCAGAAGGCUGUAGCCUGGAGCUGCUCUUCCAGCACCCAGUCCAAGCUGACACUCUCACCCUAUGGGUCACCUACCUCUCCAUGGACUCCUCCCAGGCGCUUUUUGACACAGAGAUCUUGCUGGAACGCCAGGAGUCCGUGCACCUAGGCCCCUUAGACACUUUCUGUGACACCCCACUCACUAUCAAACUGCACGUUGAUGGGAAAGUCUCGGGGGUGAAAGUCUACACCUUUGAUGAGCGGAUGGAGAUUGAUGCAGCUCUCCUGACUUCUCAGCCCCACAGUCCCUUGUGUUCUGGCUGCAGGCCCGUGAGGUACCAGGUCCUCCGUGAGCCCCCAUUUGCCAGUGGCUUGCCCAUGGUGGUGACACAUCCUCACAGGAAAUUCACAGACGUGGAGGUCACACCUGGGCAGAUGUAUCGGUACCAAGUUCAAGCUGCAGCUGGAGCAGAACUGGGAGAAGCUUCGCCUCCUCUGAGCCACAUCCAUGGAGCUCCUUACUGUGGAGACGGGAAGGUUGCAAGGAGCCUGGGCGAAGAGUGUGAUGAUGGAGACCUUUUGAGUGGAGAUGGCUGCUCAAGGGCAUGUGAACUAGAGGAAGGUUUCAACUGUGUAGGGGAGCCAAGCCUGUGCUAUAUAUAUGAGGGAGAUGGGAUAUGUGAACCUUUUGAGAAGGAAACCAGCAUCACAGACUGUGGCCUCUAUACUCCCAAAGGAUACCUGGAUCAGUGGGCUACCCAAGCUUAUUCUUCUCACGAAGAUAAGAAGAAGUGUCCUGUUUCCUUGGUAACUGGAGAACCUCCUUCCAUGAUUUGCACAUCAUACCGUCCAGAUUUACCAGAGCACCGUCUGCUUACUGGCUGGUUUCCCUGUGUCACCAGUGGAAAUAGCCCUCAGGAUGAAAGGAGUAAGCAGCUAAAAGGUAGCCUGGAGAGAGAGGAUGAGGUCUGGCUCAAAGUUUGUUUCAGUAGACCAGGAGUGGCCACGGCAAUUUUCAUUUUCUUGACAUCUGAUGGUCUGGUGCCUGGGGAACAUCAGCGGCCAACAGUGACCCUUUACCUGACUGAUAUCAGUGGAAACAACCACUCUCUUGGAAGCUAUGAACUGUCAUGCCAGCAUAACCCACUGGUUAUCAAUGUAACCCAUCACUCGAACGUCCUCUUCCACCAUACCACCUCAGUGCUGCUGAAUUUCUCAUCCCCACUGGUGGGCAUCUCAGCAGUGGCUCUAAGGACAUCCUCCGUCAUAAGUCCUUCAGCUUCCAACAACUGCAUCCCAGAGCACAAGGGGAAAAAUCAUCAGGGACAGAGCUGUGUCCAUCGGCCCUGUGGGGAGCAGGGCAGCUGUGUGCCAUUGCUGCUUGAUCACGCGGAAGUGGUGAACUGUACCUCUGGUGGCCCAGGUCACAUGAAGUGCUCUAUCACCUGUCAAAGGGGGUUUGCCCUUCAGGCCAGCAGUGGGCAGUACCUCAGGCCCAUGCAGAAGGAAAUUCUGCUCACAUGUUCCUCUGGGCACUGGGACCGGGCUGUGAGCUGCAUGCCCCUUGACUGUGGUGUCCCCGACCUGUCUUUGGUGAACUAUGCAAACUUCUCCUGCUCAGAGGGAACAAACUUUCUGAAACGCUGCUCCAUCUCCUGUAUCCCACCAGCCAAGCUUCAAGGACUGAGCCCGUGGCUGACCUGUCUUGAAGAUGGGCUCUGGUCUCUCCCUGAAGCCUACUGCAAGUUGGAGUGUGAUGUUCCCCCUGUUAUCCCGAACGCCAACUUGCUCCUGCCUCACUGCCUCCAGGGCAACCAUGAUGUGGGCUCCAUCUGCAGAUACAAAUGCAAACCGGGCUACUACGUGAUGGGAAGUGCGGAGAAUAAAGUCAGGAACAAGUUCCUGAAGAUCCAGUGCCUGGAAGAUGGAAUCUGGGAGCAAGGCAGCUGCGUCCCAGUGGUAUGUGAGCCCCCCUCUCCUGUCUUUGAAGGCAUGUAUGAAUGCACCAACGGCUUUGAGCUCAACAGCCAGUGUGUGCUCAACUGUAACGAGGAAAGUAAAAGGCUUCCCAUCCUCUGCACGAAGGAGGGACUGUGGACCGAGGAGUUCAAGUUAUGUGAGAACCUGCAAGGGGAAUGCCCACCACCCACCUCGGAGCUGAAUUUCGUGGAGUACAAGUGUGAACAGGGAUACAGGAUUGGUGCAGUGUGUUCCCCAUCGUGUAUAAUCCCCCCUAGCGAUCCCGUAAUCCUUCCUGAGAACGUCACUGCUGACACUCUGGAGCACUGGAUGGAACCUGUCAAAGUCCAGAGCAUCGUGUGCACUGGGCGGCGUCAGUGGCACCCAGACCCCCUCCUGAUCCACUGCAUCCAGUCCUGUGAGCCUUUCCAAGCAGAUGGUUGGUGUGAUACCAUCAACAACCGGGCCUACUGCCACUAUGACGGGGGAGACUGCUGCUCUUCCACUCUCUCCUCCAAGAAGGUCAUUCCAUUUGCUGCUGACUGUGAUCUGGAUGAAUGCACCUGCCGAGACCCCAAGGCGGAAGAAAAUCUGUAACUGUGGGAUCAAGCCCCUCCUUCCACUGCCCUGGAGGCAGUAAGAAUCAGAGGCCUCCACAAAAGGAAACAAAGGAUGAAUGAAGAAGAAAGGUCAUGAAAUGAAGGAAGGAAGAAGAACAAGAAGGAUCCUAUAAGAAAUGCAAGAGGACGUUUAUAGGUGCCAACUAUUGCAUCAAGUAGCCCAAGUAAGGAAGAAUCAUAGGCAAACAUUUCUUCAAAGAGGCAGUUGAUUUAAAGUGGAAAGAGAAAUAUGAUAUAUAUACAAGGACCCUCCUUCCCCAUUUAUAUUCUAUCAGAUCCCAUCCUCAACUCUUGCCCUGCCCCCCACUCUGCACCCAGCCAACUAUUCAGCCCCACCCAACUUGUAAACCAAUACCAAAAUACUAGAAGAGAAGUUGCCAGGGACACUCUGCUAAUACCCAUUUUUAAUGGAUGGCCAUCUUUCAGGGCUCGUCUAAUCUAAACUGGCUCUCUCCCUUUCUUUG
Messenger RNA from Balaenoptera acutorostrata (minke whale), 6390 nucleotides. It is a transcript of the gene PAPPA2, whose product is annotated as pappalysin 2. Bases 531 to 5903 code for a protein of 1790 amino acids. Gene Ontology annotation, molecular function: metallopeptidase activity. The transcript is spliced from 22 exons. The record is from RefSeq and is a predicted model, not a curated record. NCBI's taxonomy places the organism in Eukaryota, Metazoa, Chordata, Mammalia, Artiodactyla, Balaenopteridae.